GACCUUGCCCUCUUACCGUCACAACUCGCCGGAUGCCCACGGGAAGUUGAGCAGAAUGGAGCGCCUAUUCGCCUCGUUGCGCCUUCGGCGCUUCCCUCGUGUGCUGUAUUGGUCACCGCUGGUCUUCUUUUGCGCCCGACAAUUUCCUAUCCACACAGUCUCCGGGCGUAGCAUGCAGCCGACCCUCAAUCCUGACGAGUCUAUGCUCAGGAACGACGUCGGUCUCUUCUGCCGGCUGCCCGUGUAUUACGAGGAUUUCCGCCGAGGCGACAUCGUUGCGAUGCGGUCUCCUACUAAUCCACACCGAAUGCUUAUCAAGCGUAUAAUUGCGCUUCCCGGCGACACGGUGAAGGCCCUGCAGCCUUGGCCCGACGCUGUGGUCACAAUUCCACAAGGCCAUAUGUGGGUGGAAGGUGACGACCCAUACCAUAGCUAUGAUAGCAACCACUUCGGAGCGGUUCCCCUAGCGCUCGUCGAGUCGAGAUUGACAGGCUUAUUGUGGCCCCUUGAGCGCGCCGGUCCCUCAACACGGCUGUCGCGAGAUACGAAGGCGCUCGAACGACAAAGGUUGCGUGAGAAGAGGCUCAUUGCCAGUACACCUCUGCAGACGACACUUAGCGAAGCAGCAGUACUGCCGGAAUUAUAGCAGUGAUUCCUUCUCCUUCAUAGCAGCGAUCCUUUCUAUCGCACCAGCUGAAUGAUAUGAACGUGUCAUUCCGUGGG
Messenger RNA from Schizophyllum commune H4-8, 723 nucleotides. Its product is annotated as LexA/Signal peptidase. Gene Ontology annotation, biological process: mitochondrial respiratory chain complex assembly. The record is from RefSeq and is a predicted model, not a curated record. Lineage: Eukaryota; Fungi; Basidiomycota; Agaricomycetes; Agaricales; Schizophyllaceae. Gene Ontology annotation, cellular component: membrane; mitochondrial inner membrane peptidase complex. The transcript has 5 exons. Gene Ontology annotation, molecular function: serine-type endopeptidase activity. The coding region runs from base 56 to 646 and encodes 196 amino acids.